This is a messenger RNA of Porites evermanni, 17355 nucleotides long. Lineage: Eukaryota; Metazoa; Cnidaria; Anthozoa; Scleractinia; Poritidae. The record is from the annotation of a GenBank genome assembly.
UGAUUUGGUGUUAACGCAGAGCAUUGUUACUCAGAGUGUGUCCAGUGGAUGAAAUGCCGAGUCCAGCGAAAGUAGUUCCGAUCAUCAUUUUCCUGCUGUUAUCAGCUCAGUCAAUGACAAGUGACUUUCUCAGGUAAAUAAAAUAAUUACAAUACUAGAGGUAUGGACCGCCGGAUCCAUCAUACCUUGAGAAACUAAGAUAUAUAACAACAACAGCCUAUUAUUAUUUACACACAUUAAAUAGAUUCGUUUAGUAGGGCAAAGAAUACAAAUAAACGAGAAAGGACAAAGAACUUCAUCUGAACCUGAAGUUAGCAUAACUGUAGUCGAGGCAGAAUAAAAGUUUAGGUAUAUGAUUUUUUUGUACAGAAUAUUGAAUUUACAAUGACAGCCAUUUUUUUUUAGAGGAAAUUUAACUCGUACCCUCUACGGUCUAACUAUCGGCUGUGGCAAAGGGGCCGGAUUAUAUAUAGAAGAUUAAUUCAACGUAAUUAUCCCUGUCCUAAAAGUCUCCAAUAAGUAUGGCCCUUGUUCUCGACAUAAGCGUCUGGAGCCCCUCCCGAAUCAUAAUAACCCAACUUAACUCAACGUUAAUUCUUCUCAGCUUUAUCAAAGCAAUAUUUGCUGUGUUCCAAACAAAAGAACAACAACAAGGGAAUGAUCUGCAAGUAGCAUAAGCUAAUCUAGGCGAAACAAACAGUCAUACCAAAGCAAAACAUUGCAAUCAGUAUUACCGUUAAAUUCAAUAUAGCUUGAUUGCAAGCAACGUUCUAUUAGUUUUUAGUGCUGUAGAAAUUUGAGAAAUGUCGAUUCAGUCAUUAUGCCUCUCUAGAAUCUCAACCAGGAAAAAGUGGAGUUUCGUUUUUUAAAAAGAGCUUUUUCACAGUGUUUCGGAAGCUUCCUUAAUGUUUCUUGUAUGAUGUCAAUGGUUGCCUCCUACGACUUUUUACAUCUUUGUGGGAUUUCCUGCUGUCGAGUUCUGGAACUUUUUAACCAGCUCCUUUUGACCAAGGGUCUUCACCACAAAUAUAUAUAAGGUGAAAGGGUCUGAAAACUAUAGUAAGCAUCAAAUCUGCUGGAACACCUAGUGAAACAAUCAACAUAAGAUGAGACAGUUUCGUUUGAUAAUGUUUAAUGACCAUUUCUCCCCGGUUUCACUAGAAAGUUCCUUGUCGUGUAAAGGGAGUGAGGGCUUUAAAAAAGAGUUCACAGUUAAAUCGGAUUUCCAACAUACUCAAAUUUGGGACAUAGAACUUCAUGCAUCCAUGCCUCUUCAACUUUUAACGCAAGCUUGACUGAGGGUGCGAAUGGGGUUAACCGACUAGCGACAAAGGGCAAAAAAUAUUACCGACUACCGACAAAACGCGAAAAAAAUUACCGACUACCGACAGGAAAAUUAUUAACCGACUACCGACAUUAUCUAUAUUUUUUUUCAGAAAGAAGAGUAUAUUGAAUUUUUCCUACCUUUCUAGGAAGUAACCCAAGAUACCACGUCACAAGUCUUUUUACAAGUCAGUACCACAAAACGAGGAUAUUAAAAUCGGUUUGCAGAGCGUAUGCCAAGAAUUUCUACAACCCGCCUAGUCCUAAACAUUAUAUGCGACAAAUGCUUAAAUUAAUCCUCAAAGAAAAUUCUUUCCCGUUCAAUGGAAAGCUCUACCUCCAAACCCACCGUACCGCGAUGGGCACAAAGACUCCCCGGUUUCACUAGAAAGUUCCUUGUCGUGUAAAGGGAGUGAGGGCUUUAAAAAAGAGUUCACAGUUAAAUCGGAUUUCCAACAUACUCAAAUUUGGGACAUAGAACUUCAUGCAUCCUAACCUGAGAACAAGCGUUAUUUUUAUUAUUUUUUGUUUGCUUUUUGGCUCGAGAGGGAAAAAAAUAACGCCUGAUACAUUAAUUUAACAAGCCGUCAACCGCCCCGUAAUUUACAUAAUCUAACGUCUGCGUGACCUGUCAUGUUAUUAGCCAAUAAGCGUUUACCAUACAGGAAUCAAAUUUUGGCGCGAAUAAUGUCUCUUUUGAAAUCAAUUUUAGGAAAAAAAGAAAAUUUUUAAGUACAUCCAUGUUCAGAUGGCGGUUCGAUUCCUAAAAAAAUUUAAAUGUGUUGUUUUUGUGAUGAAAUACUGCUAGCUGGAGCUGCCGUACCUCUAUUUAACAGGUACAAAUAAUAAAAAAUUUACUGGUUAAAGCUCGUUGACUUCGUUCUGUGCCGAAAGCAGUGAAAAAGAAAAUUACGCUGAAGCACCAUAUUUCACGAACUGAAAGGUGUUGUGAAAGCGAAGAUCGCUCAGCGUAAUUUGGAGAUUUCUGAAGGAGGAAUUACAGUCAAACCAGGUCAAGAUUCCAUUCAUGAAUUGAUUAUUUGAAAAGCCGAACAGGUUUGUCGCUUCUGUAACUUGUAGCCGGUAUCAAAUUGCAUUCAAAUGAUCGGUGAAGUUUUGACUGCAACUUUUUAGCAUACGAUGAGAUGGAAAAUAUUUCAAUGGAUGAAACUUCUAUUUAGGCAUUCUAAAAAUUCAAGAAAACUGAGCCGGCAGAAAUUUCGUAACGAACUCGCGUGUGUAUUCACUGAUCAUUACGCAAGCAAAAAUGCAGACUGAAAUCAACAACAACUAACGGAUGGCGGCAUUUUGGCCAAUCGGAACAGCGCAAAUCAUCCGUAUUGUUUCCUAUCCAAUCAGAAAAAAGUCCAGAUUCUGGCUUNCAAGAAGUGAAGUAAAAACCCGGCCGUACACGAUUAUUAAUAUCGGUUAGCGACUCUUCACAACUGCCAGGCUAGUUUGAUCUACAGACAGCUUAACCGUACAUUGCUUCGACUUGUUCGGUUACUUUAACGGCUCCAAAAUCUUCCCUUGGAAAAAUAUUUAACCUUGGGCUAGUUUACGACUUUACUGAUACAGCCCUAAAUCAAGACAAUAAACAUCGCUGUUCUCAUUUUGUUUGAGGUUUGCAAAACAAUUUAAUUUCUAAUGUAUGCGCGACCCAACUUUUAGUCAAUGAAACUCCGUUACUUGUCAUUAGUAGCCAAUCACCAAGCGAGAAAAGUUAUUGACAAUAACGAUGCGCUAGUCUAAAAAAGUCAUAAGUUUUCUUCUGUUUUCUUCAUUUUUACUGGCAUUUUUGACUUUUGUUAUUGUAAAAAACAAAUUGACGCCAUUUUCUUAUCGUCUCUCAUCUUAUUGAUGAUAAAAUGACAUCAUAGCAUUGUCAAAGUUAUGACGUCAUUUUAUCAGCAAUAAGAGGACAGACGAUAAAAAACUGGCGUCGAUUUGUUAAUUCGAAUUAAUCUGUGUUUGUUAUUUUUGAAAUUAAUCCUUUUUUAAUUUGCUGUGAGACAUGUUUCCUCGAUGUACAAGCGUCGCCUUCAAGUAGAUUUUCUCGUUUUCACUGGGAAGUGAACUGAGAUUGUCAAUGUUUCGUUGGCAGACUUUUACUUUGGAACUGUUCUUUCGUCAGUACUGGCGUGAUGACAGGCUAUCUCAUAAUUUGCCUGAGAGGCAGAUAACGUUACCUGGCGACGCCGCUGACAGACUGUGGCAGCCUGACACAUUCUUUCUAAACACCAAAAAGGGAGAGCUGCACAAACUGACUACCUUAAACAAAGUGAUGGUAAUUCAAGCCGAUGGUAGUGUAUUUAUUAGCACAAGGUAAAAAUAAAACAGUUUUUCUUGAUGCCGAGUAUUAUGUAUCACCAGCAUACUUAAUUAUGGGCGUAACUGCGGCUUUCAAAAUGAAGGGGACAAUUCAAUUCAACUUUGUGACUAGCUAAAUUCAACAAUUUUCUUGUUCAUUUACUGUAACCUCCAUGCAAAAAAGUAACAAACCAUGUUCUAAUCGGAGAGGGGGUGUUACAAUUACUUGUCCCACACGGCCAGCAAACCAAAAACCGGAAGACAUGACCCUGACGCGCCUGUCGACAGUUACUUUAACAAAGUUUUGCAUCGAAUUUUGACUGGUUAAUCUUAUUAUGUGUUAACGGUGUGACUCAAGAAUAAUUUAUUUUUCUAGUCUUAACGAAAGUCAUCGCCUCCCAAUAAAACUGAUCUCAUGAUCUUAAAACCGUGUAAAAUUUGUUGUAAAAUUUUUGUUGGAUCGUCAUGACUUUUGGCUUAUGUUAUUUAUAAUAUUUAGAAUCACUCUGACGUGUCUCUGUACAAUGGACUUUCGCAAGUUCCCCAUGGAUCGACAAGUGUGUGAAUUGAAAUUCUCAAGUUGUAAGUUUCGAAAAAAGUAUACGUAUUAAUGAAAUAAAAGCGUUGAUUCUCUACCGCACAGGUUGUCGAAACGUCAGUCACUGUCAACAACAACAGUCCUAUUCAGGACUACGGUCACCCGGACGAUCAAACUCAACCUACUUUUGAAAUGACUCAGGGCCCAGUUGUUCGAAGGCCGGUUAGCGCUUAACGUGGUGUUAAAUUUAACCCUGGUUUCUUUUUCUUGCGUUCAAAAGCAUUUUCUCGGAUAAUUUUCUCUCUUAUUUUCAGAGCCGUCCAAUCAUCAAAUUGUGGACAAAAAGAAUUAAAACUGAAUUGCUUUUUAAGCUUUCAAAUCUUAAUUCAAAUCUCGCACAAACCCUGGGUUAUCUUAAUCCAGCUUUGGACAACUCGGCCCUGGGUUCAAACCUUUCACAGUACACUUUUAGUCGAAUUUUCAAUCAACAUCGCUUGUUACGAGAAAAAAGCAACGAUACCUAGAUUUACUAGGAUAAGAAAAAACAAAGGACUUCAAAAAUCGCUUAAAACAGUGGAUUUAUGCACCUAUCAAUGUAAAGCCGGCGGGGAGGGGGGGGGUCGGGGAGGCAGGGUAUGGGGUGGGGAUUUGCUUGUCUUUGUUGGCCCUGGGGUAGGGCAUUUGACUAAUCUUGUUCUCCCAUGGGAGGGGAUAUUUGAAUCUUUCUUCGCCCGACGUGGAGAUAUUUGACUGCCGACUUGGGCGAAAAAGACUGCGACGGAACAUCUGUUUCCCAAUCUGUUUCCCACUUCCACGCUUCACGCAUGCGCCGUACGGUUUGAAAAGAUCAGGAAGUCAUGGAGGCCAAUGAGAACAAGCGAAGGCUGAGUGAAUUUCACUGUUUUGUCUUCAAAUUUCGUUUGUUUUAGUGCGUUUCUGAUCAAUUGAACCUCUUAAAAUACUGUGGAAUCAAAGGAAACGAAAGUAAAGAGAAACCAAGUCGAUUUUUGCAAGUACAAUUGAUUAGUGUAUGGCUCAUUCGCUACAAUCAGUGUAAACUUACGAAACUGACUUUUUUUGUACCCUUUACUAAGAACGGUAUAUUUAAACUUACAAAAGUGGACUUUCUCCUAAAGAUUUAUGUAUUCUACGCAGUGUAACACGGAUUACGGUUAAAACGUAUAAUUGCAGCUGUCACAGGAACAUGUAUCUUUGGUGAUGCAGCAACGUUUAUAGAAGAUUACAGAGUUUUAUUUGGAGAUAUUUUUAUUGUGCCUUUCUUGGGUUCUGCCUAGGGGAUUGACAGCAAUGUGCAGCCUAGGGUGGGGAAAUUUGGUUGCAUUUGACUGGAAUGAUUUGCCCGUGGGCAGGGAAUUUGAUUGCAAAUUUUUGAAAAAAGUCAAAUCUCCACCCUACGCUCUGCCUCCCUCCUCGCCGGCAUUACAUUGAUAGGUGCAUUAUACCUGCUGAAGCUUGUGGAUUGCAGGACGACGUGAUUGUACUUUGUUUGGCGUCGUCAACGACACCACGACGACGAAAUUUACUGGUCGCGCUUGCGCAGUACACUGUAACUCACUUCUGGUCGUAAAAGAAGCUUUAAUGGAAAAGUGGAAUCUCUUACAAAACCAACCGCUACUUUGCUAUUUUUUAAAGAACCACCCCUUAUUUCCUGAAAGAAAGGAAAACCAUGGCAAAGAACAUGCUUGUUAGAGCCAACAUAUUAAAGGUCUUUCACGCCGGUAUAGAUGUGCAGCCUGUCACCCCUUGCAGUUUUUCACCAAAAAUAAUUUACGUAUCCAAAAGGUUAGACUGGGCGUUUCCCUCUGUGUCCAAUUAACCUCUCUUCAUUACUUUUUAUGGUGCCCUGUGAUCAACAGGGCACCCAAGUUCGCAUUUGCAAUAAACGCUUUGGUGAAAUACACUAUCAUGUUGCAUAAUGAAGUUUAAGUUCAAUCAAAUGAUACAUUUUUACAAGUUUUACAUGUUUUAUAGGGAUCAAAGUCUUGAAACUGAUUGAAACACAUAACAAAUAUUAAUAAUUGACAAGCAUUUUUACUUAUUAACUGAGAUUAACUGACAACCGACCAAGAUCGAAAUUUUUAACCGACUACUGACAAAGUAACUAAAUUUUAACCGACAACCGACAAGUGGACCCCCCCAUUCAGACCCUCUUGACUGAGGCAAUAUGGUGCGAUCAAUCAAGUCAAUUACCAAAUACUCAAUUAUUGUCUCCCUCUGUGAGGUUUUCCGGGGGUGAUGAAGCAAUAAUUCAAAUGGAACUUAACAAGGUUAAGAGUCUCAACUGGUGGGAGGCGAAUUUUACAAGCGUAGCCGAAGAUUUGAACUCGGGACUACCGAGAACCAAUCCAGCUAGCGGUAACGGAGCAGGACUUGAACUCGGCCCUCCGAAAUACAAGUCCAUCUCUGGCUCGUUUUCCGAUCAAGAAAAGAAGAAGCGAGCAAAUUCGAAAGAAAGGUCGGGAUGCAAAGUAAUAGCGUCGAGAACUAUGUUGUUUUAUUUCCAUGCAGAAAGUUUGUCUGCGAGAGGUGAAGACCAAAUUUUAUAAAAUGUACUUAGUAGCACUCUUCAUCGGAAGAACAAAGUCAAUGUUCUUAAUUUAUGAUGUUUUAAAGUCCUAUUUAAUAUUUACUACUUUUAAUUAUAGGGAUAACUCAACUCAACUCAUGGACGAUAUUUCAGCUGUCAUUACGAGAGUAGCAAAGGAUGAAAGAAACAGGUUUAUUCGGCCAAAUGCAAGAGGUAUAGAAGACAAUAAGGAAUGACAUUACUAAAACAUGAGAAGUUACAGAUUUCAGCAGGAUCUGCAGACAUUUCCAUUCUGACGUUUCACAAGAUCUCCUUUGAUCUGAUUUUUACCUUGUUUUUGACAGGGCCGCCAAUAACAGUCCAAGCUGACGUGCAAAUAGUUUACAUAGGAGGCUUUCAAGAAGUUGAUAUGGUUUGCAAUUAUUUAUUUUACAAUAACUGAAUUAUAUCUCACACGUCGAUCGGCUACUUUUUACUAUCAAUUUAACAAAUACAUUCUAUGUUGCCGUGCGGUGUUCAGUAAGUGAUCACAGAUGACGUCAAAAUGUGGUAAAAACAAAGAACUGGCACACGAGCGAGUGUGUGACACAUACCUGCCUCGUACCGCUUAACAAAUUCCGCUUGACUGUUUGAAGAUUUGCGCUAGUUUAGGCAUUUUUAAAGUCCCGAGGAAACGCUACUUUUCGUCUCUGCUCCUUCUUUUUUUCUUUAUCUUUCUUGUAUACAGUUUCUUUGAAAAGUUUUCAACGUCGUUUGUUGCUCAAAGCAGAAAGCAUGGCGAAAACAUUUUGCAAAACAGCGAGUCUCUCGUAGCGAUAACACACGAUGGCAACUGUUGGGAAGAUUUCUUGUAGUUUCUUAGGCAUUCUCAAGUAGUCAAGAGCUAUUUUUGUCUCUGUUUCUCCAUUUUUCUUCUUUGUAAAAAGCUCCUACUUAACUUUCUUCGAGGUUUUUACUUGCUUUAAUCCGAAAAAAUCUCACAAGCAUUUUCAAAACCGCGCUCCAUAUGUUGUACAAAAGAAAGAAAACAAGCUUUCCGUGACGCCAUUCAUGUAUCUGUACUCUAAUAGAUCAAGGGCAACGACCAAUCACAGCGCGCGUAACACUCACAUCAUGUCAAGCUUCGGUGUUUUUUGCUUAGUUUAGUCCUUUUGCUUAAUCUAGUUUAUUAAAAAUAAGCACAUUAAUAACGGUAGUUUUCUUUUGACAAGUACUGAGUGUUUUUCUAAUCCUUUUUUCCAAAGCAAAACAAACUUUUUGUCCAAAUUGCAAGUACCUUUUAAGUGGAAUUGAAAACUUCAUGCCUAUAAAAGCCACCUUUCGGUUUGAUUGUACACAGCUAUUAUAGCUGAAUGGCGUUCAGGACGACAAACAAGACAAGAAGUGAAGUAAAAACCCGGCCGUACACGAUUAUUAAUAUCGGUUAGCGACUCUUCACAACUGCCAGGCUAGUUUGAUCUACAGACAGCUUAACCGUACAUUGCUUCGACUUGUUCGGUUACUUUAACGGCUCCAAAAUCUUCCCUUGGAAAAAUAUUUAACCUUGGGCUAGUUUACGACUUUACUGAUACAGCCCUAAAUCAAGACAAUAAACAUCGAUCGCUGUUCUCAUUUUGUUUGAGGUUUGCAAAACAAUUUAAUUUCUAAUAUAUGCGCGACCCAACUUUUAGUCAAUGAAACUCCGUUACUUGUCAUUAGUAGCCAAUCACCAAGCGAGAAAAGUUAUUGACAAUAACGAUGCGCUAGUCUAAAAAAGUCAUAAGUUUUCUUCUGUUUUCUUCAUUUUUACUGGCAUUUUUGACUUUUGUUAUUGUAAAAAACAAAUUGACGCCAUUUUCUUAUCGUCUCUCAUCUUAUUGAUGAUAAAAUGACAUCAUAGCAUUGUCAAAGUUAUGACGUCAUUUUAUCAGCAAUAAGAGGACAGACGAUAAAAAACUGGCGUCGAUUUGUUAAUUCGAAUUAAUCUGUGUUUGUUAUUUUUGAAAUUAAUCCUUUUUUAAUUUGCUGUGAGACAUGUUUCCUCGAUGUACAAGCGUCGCCUUCAAGUAGAUUUUCUCGUUUUCACUGGGAAGUGAACUGAGAUUGUCAAUGUUUCGUUGGCAGACUUUUACUUUGGAACUGUUCUUUCGUCAGUACUGGCGUGAUGACAGGCUAUCUCAUAAUUUGCCUGAGAGGCAGAUAACGUUACCUGGCGACGCCGCUGACAGACUGUGGCAGCCUGACACAUUCUUUCUAAACACCAAAAAGGGAGAGCUGCACAAACUGACUACCUUAAACAAAGUGAUGGUAAUUCAAGCCGAUGGUAGUGUAUUUAUUAGCACAAGGUAAAAAUAAAACAGUUUUUCUUGAUGCCGAGUAUUAUGUAUCACCAGCAUACUUAAUUAUGGGCGUAACUGCGGCUUUCAAAAUGAAGGGGACAAUUCAAUUCAACUUUGUGACUAGCUAAAUUCAACAAUUUUCUUGUUCAUUUACUGUAACCUCCAUGCAAAAAAGUAACAAACCAUGUUCUAAUCGGAGAGGGGGUGUUACAAUUACUUGUCCCACACGGCCAGCAAACCAAAAACCGGAAGACAUGACCCUGACGCGCCUGUCGACAGUUACUUUAACAAAGUUUUGCAUCGAAUUUUGACUGGUUAAUCUUAUUAUGUGUUAACGGUGUGACUCAAGAAUAAUUUAUUUUUCUAGUCUUAACGAAAGUCAUCGCCUCCCAUUAAAACUGAUCUCAUGAUCUUAAAACCGUGUAAAAUUUGUUGUAAAAUUUUUGUUGGAUCGUCAUGACUUUUGGCUUAUGUUAUUUAUAAUAUUUAGAAUCACUCUGACGUGUCUCUGUACAAUGGACUUUCGCAAGUUCCCCAUGGAUCGACAAGUGUGUGAAUUGAAAUUCUCAAGUUGUAAGUUUCGAAAAAAGUAUACGUAUUAAUGAAAUAAAAGCGUUGAUUCCAGGUGAGGCUAAUUUGUUAGUUUUUAUACCUGGCUAAAAUGACCUAAAUUUUUAUUUUAUGAAUACCGUACUUUCUGAAUUAAAUGUUUGAAUGAAAAAGGUUAUUAUUCUUUUUUCUUGGCAACAGUUUAUGUUGCUCUUGUACCUAGAGUUUAUUAUAUAUUUAAAAUAAUAACUAUAAGGGGAUUAUUUCAAUCAUUCUAUUUUAGACCCCGUUAUUAAUUUGGGAAUGGUCUCCAACUAUAUUAUGUACUAGGCUUCAUUCUAAUACACUCCAUUAGUACGGAAUAAGCAUUUAUUAUCUCUUUUGUUUUUUGAAAAAUGUUUCUUGUCUUUUGAGUCUUAACAUUAAUUGUUUUCUCUGGACUCUUCUACCUUGCAGACUCUCUUACCACUGAUGAUAUUGUUUACGAGUGGAAGGAGAAAAAUAAAACUUUAUCAGGAAGUGUCGAGAUUGCUCAAUUUACACUUAAACCGGUCAGCACUCAUCAGGACGUCAGCAGCUACGUAACUGGUACUCUAGGGGAUGUGGUCUUGAGACAGCCACCUGAUCUAUUCCCGUAGUCAAUCGACAAAAAUCGGUAUCGAUAAAAAUCGAUAGCAAUCAAGUGAUUUUUAACGAUUGAAAAUGGAAAUCGGUGAAACUAGAUAAACUAAAUUGCUCUGUCAAUUGCAAAUCGAUAUUAUGGAUUUUUCAUGAUUUUAACGGUACAUGACGGAAGUCCGCCAUUGUUGAUUUUUGGCAUAAGUUAGCAUCCGCGAGUAACAACUGAUCAGCAAACACGAAAAUGAGAAAUGUGGAAACUAUUGCACACACAACUUUCUCUCUAAAACUCUUCGUUUUGUACAUAAUAACAAAAACGGUUCGGCUUUUUAAUUACAUUCAGUUCUCGCAGGCAAGUAUCACAAGAAAUACAACCUUAGUAAAGAUUCCCUUGUCUGAAUUUCAGACAUCCACUCCAGUCGAAGGAUUUACCGAUUUUUCUCGAUUUAUCGAUUGAUAAAUCGAUACCAAUUUUUAUCGAUUGACUACUCUGAGUCUAUUGAGAUUAUCGGUUGGUAUUUUCCUUAAAUAAAGAAUGAAAGCGAGAGAUUUUAUUCUGGAUUUUACAUACAAGAGAGUCGACAUGCUCUUUGUAAACUGAGGCUUCUCCUUAUAGCUCCCUAUCACACGUUGUCAUCAAAGCUCCUUGCGUUUUAAUUUGCCAGUGUUUCUCAUCAAAUGCUUGCAUAUUUUUAAAUGUUUCUUUCUCUUUUCCCAGGUAAUUACUCUGUUCUUGGCCUUAGAUUCGAGUUCACUCGACGCAUUGGCCAUUACUUGACAAGGGUUUACAUUCCAGCCAUUCUCAUCGCGUGUAUGUCUUGGCUUUCAUUCUUCAUUGAUCGGAAGUCAGUUCCAGCUCGUGUUGCACUAAGCAUAAUGACUAUUCUCACAAUCACUACACUGUUAAUCGGAGUUGGUGAGGGAUCUUUGCCUGUGGUAUCGUAUGUGAAAGCAGUGGACUGGUACCUAAUUUUUUGCUAUAUUUUUGUGUUCGGUGCAUUUGCAGAAUAUGCAAUUGUAAACAGCAUAGAAAGAGGACACAAAGAGUCUAAAGAACAUCGAGUGGUAAGAAUUAGUAGGGAUGCAUUUGUACACUCCGUGGAAAUAAAAAUGUGAUUGAGUGGUCUACUUAUACUGUCAACCAAAAAAUAUAAAUUUUGUUACAAAAUUGGCUAGUAAAAUAUCCAAGUAUCGUAAAUCUUUUUGUUUCCACUUGUCAAUAGUUAUUCUACGGCGUUGAGUUUUACACUUUUCUCAAUGAUUGUUAAGCGGAAGUAAAACCGAGUCAGUCCGUAACGAUUGAGAAUUGUCUCCACCGUCGCUUGUUUCGCUUUUUUUACUGUUUUAGAAAAAAGACGCGAGUAUCAGAUUUGUAGCUAGAGUAACAAUCACGCAACCCAUCGAACUCAUCGAACCCAUCGAUCAAGAUAAGCUGCCGCCAAAACAUUUGGAGACUUACCACCGUACUUAGAAAAACCUAUUCGGCUAACUUAAGGUGGCUCGAUACAGUUUUUCAAGACCAAUACCUCCCAAGUUUGAGCAUAAACUACGUCGCCAUAAACAAAGUUUUGGAAAAAUUGCCCCCACAGUUGUAUUAGAUAAAGAUGAAAAUCUUUUAUGAUCAGGGUUGCAAUGACAUCGGAGUUGUUAUAGCAACGAAAUGACGCUAUUACCUAUUUUACUUACAGAAGUAUUUCUCGGCACUGAGAACUGUUCUUCCAAAAUUAUUCACGGGAGCUUUUUCCUCCAAUAGCCGCCUCGAUGUUCUUGAAGUUUAAGCGAAAUCUGUAAGAGCGUUAUCGAGAUAUUUUGGCAUCAAGAUUUUGUGGUUAGAAAUACGGUAAAAAUUGGAUAAUCUUGAUGUUCGGCUGUUUUCUGUAGAAAAUGAAGCGCUUUUGACAUGCAAUUUCACCUGAUAGUAGUUUCAAUCUUUUUAAAAAAGUGUGUGAAAGACCGUGGAGAUAGAAGAGAAGAGAAGAGAAGAGAAGAGAAGAGAAUCUCAAGAAUCUUAAAUUUUAAAAAAAAUCUAUCGAGCGGUUUAAAAAUUAUUCGCUAAUUUUUUAAAGAAGACCAAAAUGUUUACAAAACCGCUAACAAGAGCGCUUCGAUACAUACUAAUAAAACCCUUUUUUCUAGCAAUAGGCUGGAGCUAUCUCCAUGAUCCUUCACACACGUUUUUAAAAAGAUUGAAACUACUAUCAGGUGAAAUUGCAUGUCAAAAGCGCUUCAUUUUCUACAGAUAAUGGCGAAACAACAAUAUUGUCCAUUUUUAACUGUGUUUCUAAUCAUAAAAACAUCAUCCCAAAAUAUCUCGAUAACGCUCUUACAGAUUUCGCUUAAACUUCACGAACAUCGAGGCUGCUAUUGGAGGAAAAAGCUCCCGUGAACGAUCUUGGAAGAACAGUUCUCAGUGCCGAGCUACACUGCUGCAAGUAAAAUAGGUAAUAGCGUCAUUUCGUUGCUAUGACAACUCCGAUGCCGUUGCAACCCUGAUCAUAACAUAUUUUCGUCUUUACCUAAUACAAAGGUGAUGGCAAUUUUUCCAAAACUUUGUUUAUGGCGACGUAGUUUAUGCUCAAACUUGGGAGGUAUUGGCCCUGAAAAACUGUAUCGAGCCACCUUAAAGGUCAAAUGAACCAAAAAUUCGACCUUUUUUAUUUCAGUACAAUUCUAAUGAAAUUGGUUUAAUAUGAACCAAAUAAACAUACUACGAAAUUUCAGCUUAAUUGAAGAGAGUAUGUCCGAGAUAUUCGCAAUUAAAAAUUGCUGUUUUUUGGCCCUUAUCUUCGUAGAGCGGUCGAAAAAUUUGUCGGAAACAACAGUUUGUGACGUCAAUGUUGGUCAGGUUUAAAAAAGCGGGAAUUCAAAACAGAGUUUUUCGAGUCGACUUGGCGCAGAAGUGGUUUGUGCGGCCAUAAACCUGGAGAGAACAGGCAAUCUGUCUUCAAAAGUUGCAAGCUGUGGUUAUAACCUUCUUAUUAUUUAAUUUUCUCGAAGAAUACAUCAUAUUGAAAGGGACUUUAACAACGGCAUUAAUUUCCUUGUUCUGUACUGGAAAUCUGCGUGCGUAUAGGUCCGAUUUUUUUCAAGAUGUAUUCACAAAAUGUGUUCAUAUAAGGAAGUUUCUGGAUAUAUAAGGUCCGGAGCUCCACUGUGGACACAAAAACAAAAUAGCUUUGUAUAGUGAUUUGCCGAAAGAAAUUCACGCUUGCCCGCAAUGUGUUUGAAGUCAUUGAACUUUGUCACACUCGAGCUGAUAUUUUAAAACCCACGCUCGAUCGGACACUUGUGCUUCGCAGAACACUAAAAUAUAAACAAAAUCCUCAAUGUAGAAGUUUUGGCGUUGGUUUGUGGGCAGAAAAAGAGUUAAUCUUUAUCUACUAAAAUCUUCCCCAAAAUCGGUUUCAAAGCAACUACAGUUUUUUUAAACUUGAUCGUUUAGCGCAGAUAAAGUUUGCUUUGUGUUGUCAAGUUGAACAUGCAUAACACCGUUCUCAGAAACGAAGUAAGAUUUCCUUCAAACAAAGUUGAAGUUACAUUAUUGCAAAAACUUCUCUCCAGAUACGUAUAUGAUUUAAUUACCGACUGAGGUCACUUUAAGGACCAUAGACGCCACUUUAAGCUCGCAAAGAGAGGCGACAAGCAAAGAACAAUUCCAUCAUGCAUAAAAUUCAGCUUAAGUGAACUAAAAAAAGCUUCAAUAAGGUUGCAAAAAAACGAAUUUCUACUCAAAAAACAUAAGGCUUAGGGCUCUUAUACCUGCUGACAAUGAAGAAGUGAGUUUUCUGUGCGAAAUAACCUACCUAAAGAUCUUAAAAGCAAAGGAUCGGUUGCAAGCUUCGAACCCAAGCCAUGAUUCAAAUGGCCCAUGCGAGGGUCUUCAUUCAAGCAAAUUAAACUCAGGACACUGAAUCAUUAGAAAGUACAGAAAACAGCACAUAAGGGUUUGUUUUCCUCGCUUCAGUCAAAUCCAGCUCCAGCAAUUGUUUACGGGCAAAGAGUCAAUUAUUUUGAAGCCACUGCCGGCAGUUGUCGUUCUCAGCUACUUCACAGCGAGUGAAAAGGAAAAUUUGCGUACAGAAAGAAAACAAAACUGCGUAUUCUAAUUAAAAAUGAAAAAGAAAAAAAGAAAAUGACUAUUAUUACUUGAGCAACAGAAAAGUGAUCGAAGUAGUCUGUUCUUCUCGAAUAAGCUUGCUAGCCUUCUAUAGUUCCGAGGAAGUUUUAAGCGCUCAAGUUCGUUCACUCGCAAGCGUUAGCAUUACUGUUCUUUGACAUAAGACAAGGAUAAAGCUGGUUUUGCAAAGGUAAAUGAAUCUGGGCAUGUAAAGAAACUAACCGUAACCGUAUUUAUAACAGAAUACAAGCGGGUUUUAAUUCAGUCUGGCGAAAGAAGGCGAAGCACUGGACACAAAAUCAAUUCACAAAUCGAAUGCACAAUUAUCAGAAAAAUACAAACCUCUUUGGAAAUGUUCAAAACGUUUUAUUCAAUCAAUCAAUCAAUCAAUUUAUUCCUCCUCAGACUGACGGAAUGAUCUGUUUUUACUCUAACAUUGGUUGUUCUGAAUCCAAGGUAAUUUUCAAGUGACGAAACAACAACAACAAAAACAAAAACAAUGCCUUUACAAGGAGCAAACGUUCGCACCUCGUGUAUUUCAUUCAGUCUCAGUCAGAACUCUCACAGAACGAGACAAACAAACGCAGGCGAUAAGGGAUGCGCAGAAGCUUGCGCAGAACGUUUUUCCGCCCUGAAAGACCAACAUUGACGUCACGUAGUCUCCAGUCUAUCACGCGGCCAUUUAAAAAACGUUUUCGUGAAGUCUUCGGAAAUGCUCGGAUUUUGAUCUUUUAUCUUUCCAUAAAGGCUUGGGAAGAAAAAUCUUUACCCAAAUCUCACCUAGGAUGUUUCUUUUUAGUGUUUGGUGAAGGUAAAACGACAAAAGAAAAUAUCUUAAUUUUUUGGUUCAUUUGACCUUUUUAAAAUGUUGUACCCAAUUCAAACCCUUUGGGUAUAAAACGUCUUGUUUCAGGAAUUUCCAUAUCAUUUAAAUGUGAAUGUUACAUUAUAAAGCAAAUACAAUACACAAAGAAUCUUAACCCCCGGGAGAUUUGAAUUGGGUACAACAUUGAGUUAGCCGAAUGGGUCUUUUUGUCAGUAUUUAUACUUUUCUGGAUAAAUUCUACCGCUUUUAUGCAGUUUAGGAAUAAAUCAAAUUUUACCAACUUAGAAUAAAAAUCAGUGAAAAGAGUUUUUACACAACGUUUCGAUGUUUCCAUGACAUCAUUAUCAAGUGACAAGAUAAAAACUAAGAUAUAUUACGUCAGAUUUUAUUUUUUUUGUCUUGUCACUUUAUAAUCAUGUCAUGGCGACAACAAAACGUUGUGUUCAAUUCUUUUCACUAAUUUUUAUUCUUAAGUGCUAAGGCAGUUUUUAGAAAAUAAUGAUUUCCAUAGCGACUUCACAACCCGUGGGACUGAUCUCCUAUUUUACCUUAAAGCAGUUAGAAGUAUUCGGAUGCAAAAUAAUUGGUGCAUUCAAAUAUGUUAACUUGUCACAUGCUUGACUGCAAAGUGUUACUGAUUCUAUUAGCAGUAUUUAAAUAGUAAGUGGAAGGGCUGCUCUAAACUCUCUGGCCCUUUUGGGCCACCAUUAAUAAGGUGCCUUCCAAUUCAAAGGGGGUGUUUUCCUCAUCGUUCAUGAACAUAUAAUAGUCCCUACAAAGAAUAUUUAAUAAUACGAAGAAAAUUGAGGGUGUGGACUAGUUUCCAUAAAAAAAAAAGCUUUGUAAGCUUUAUGAAUUUCAUCUGUCCUUUUUCUGAGUCCCGGUAAAAAGCGGUUCAAAACUGAUUUUUAAUUGGAAGCAUCAACCUUUGUAAAUGUUAGUUACUGAAAUCUUGCCAUGAUGCUCUGACCAUAUGCGCAGUAAAAAAAUUUUGAGGACCAUGGGUACCAUCCUUAAAACCAGAUUCAUCUUAAUUUACUGACAUCUAAUUGAGCUAUUUGUUUUUCUUCGCUUGAAUAAGUGUGGUGAAUUAACCCUCGGACGUACAGGGGGGUGCAUGACGACCCCCCCUUCACCCUUCAGAAGGUUUUUCUGAGUUUUUUCCUACAAGAUAAGACAUCAGUACCUGACGUUUUCAGUAGCUGUUCGUUCAUCCCUCGCGCACAUUUUGAGACAAGUUUAGUGAUGGUCAGUUGCUAUGGUUACGAGAUAUGACGUCAUAAGUAGCCGGUGGUCAAGCCAAUUUUGGGUGAAACUACAUGUUUUUUCAACUUCUUUCAAGAAUAAAAGUAAAUCUUGUGGCUAAAAUCAUGCAAAGUGCUUAAUUAUGUGUUAUUCUUCAUGUAAAGCACAAAAAAUUACCAUUUUUGGCAGUUUGAACCUGAUUUCUAAUUCUUGGUAAAAUCCAAGAUGGCGGUGAAGAUGGCGACCAUUGUUGGUGACAUCACAGGCCUACAGCAGCGCCACCACCCCUAAAAUAUAUCUCAUUUUGUUAAGAAGAUCACAGGCUUUCCACUAAGGUAAAAUCGUUUCAAAAUACUGCAACAUAUCAAAAACUCCGGGAAGGGGUUCCAUCCACCGCCAACCCCCCCACCCCUUGUACCACGGUGGGGGUAUGAAUUUGCGUGUACGUCUGAGGGUGAAAUGGGAAUAAACACUUGGAAUAAAUCUUUCAGUCUAUUUCUCUAAGUGAACAAUAACUGAAGCUCGUUCAUCAUUUCAGAACUUAACGGAAAUCAUGAAACCUACGGAUAAUAACGCCAACGUUUCUUCAAGAUCACUGCAGAAGGAUUUCGCCGGGGAGAGAGUACGACAUCCCAUCUUUGCAUGUCGCACGUCUGAGAUGAAACUAGCUGAUCUCAAGAACAUUUUUAAAUGCGGUUCAUUAGAUGAUGUUGCCAAGAUAGCUUUUGCUGUUGUCUUUAUUAUUUUUAAUGGGUUUUACUGGUUGUAUUAUCUGUAUUUUACUGCCUAAAAAUAUAUCUUGCGGGGGAUGCUAAACAAUCAGCGUUUAAAGAGUCUCAACUCACUUUCAGCUUUUUAGUACUUAGAAUAAUAAAACUUAAAAUGAUAGUUAAUUGUUUAGAUCUGCUUAUGGAUUAGGUAACACCUACUCGCGAUUAUAAAACGAGAUCACCGUUUCUCAGG